GGGAGACCCACAGACACACAGACACAGGAGAGACAGAAACAAAGGCACAGCAGAAGGAAGCAGAGACAGGGCAGGCACAGAGACGAAACCAGACAGAGUAGUACAGGGGGAGAGACCAGAAAAGCCGUGGAAGACACGGGCAGAGAGAAACAAAGAUCCAGGAAAGGAGCGUGCAGAAGGAGAUUUUGGAGGAGCCAGACCGUGGGGCACCUCUCCUAAGCCUAAGGGCUAAGUUUUCUCCGUCUACUUUGAAGGUCCCCAGCCCCUCUGAAAACUCUGCCUCUGACCUUGGCACGAGUUUAAGCCCCCAGGCUGCAGAGGGGACUUUUCCAAAGCUAGAGUGUGGAGGACUUGGUGUCCCAGACAGCCUCAGUCCCUCCCAGCUGCAGCACCAGUGCCAUGUACCGGACAGGUUCGUGUCCCGGGAGGGGCUUGGCUGGGCACUGGCUGUGGGGAUUCCAACCCCACCUGUCGUUCCCCACUGUGCCCCUCUCUGGGCUGGUGUGGCUGCUUCUGCUGCUUCUGGCCUCCCUCCUGCCCUCAGCACGGCUGGCCAGCCCCCUCCUCCGGGAGGAGGAGAUCGUGUUUCCAGAGAAGCUCAACGGCAGCGUCCUGCCUGGCUCCGGCGCCCCGGACAGGCUGUUGUACCGCUUGCUGGCCUUUGGGGAGACGCUGCUACUAGAGCUGGAGCAGGACCCCGGCGUGCGGGUCGAGGGGCUGACAGUGCAGUACCUGGGCCAGGCACCUGAGCUGCUGGGUGGAGCAGAGCCAGGCACCUACCUGACUGGCACCAUCAACGGAGAUCCGGAGUCGGUGGCAUCUCUGCACUGGGAUGGGGGAGCCCUAUUAGGGGUGUUGCAGUAUCGGGGGGCUGAACUGCACCUCCAGCCCCUGGAAGGGGGCACCCCUAACUCUGCUGGGGGGCCCGGGGCUCACAUCCUGCGCCGGAAGAGUCCUGCCAGCAGCCAGGGUCCCAUGUGCAACGUCAAGGCUCCUCCUGGGAGUCCCAGCCCUGGCCCCCGAAGAGCCAAGCGCUUUGCUUCACUGAGCAGAUUCGUAGAGACCCUGGUGGUGGCAGAUGACAAGAUGGCAGCAUUUCAUGGUGCAGGGCUAAAGCGCUACCUGCUGACAGUUAUGGCAGCAGCAGCCAAGGCCUUCAAGCACCCAAGCAUCCGCAACCCUGUCAGCUUGGUGGUGACUCGGCUGGUGAUCCUGGGGUCAGGCGACGAGGGGCCCCAGGUGGGGCCCAGUGCCGCCCAGACUCUGCGCAGCUUCUGUGCCUGGCAGCGAGGCCUCAACACCCCUGAGGACUCGGACCCCGACCACUUUGACACAGCCAUUCUGUUUACCCGUCAGGACCUGUGUGGGGUCUCCACUUGCGACACUCUGGGUAUGGCUGACGUGGGCACUGUGUGUGACCCAGCUCGGAGCUGUGCUAUCGUGGAGGAUGAUGGGCUCCAGUCGGCUUUCACUGCUGCUCAUGAACUGGGCCAUGUCUUCAACAUGCUCCAUGACAACUCCAAGCCAUGUGUCAGUUUGAAUGGGCCUGGGAGCACCUCCCGCCAUGUCAUGGCUCCUGUGAUGGCUCACGUGGAUCCUGAGGAACCCUGGUCCCCCUGCAGUGCCCGCUUCAUCACUGACUUCCUGGACAACGGCUAUGGGCACUGUCUCUUGGACAAGCCAGAAGCUCCCCUGCAUCUGCCUGUGACUUUCCCUGGCAAGGACUAUGAUGCUGACCGCCAGUGCCAGCUGACCUUUGGACCUGACUCACACCAUUGUCCACAGCUGCCACCGCCCUGUGCUGCCCUCUGGUGCUCUGGCCACCUCAAUGGUCAUGCCAUGUGCCAGACCAAGCACUCACCCUGGGCCGAUGGAACCCCCUGUGGGCCUGCACAGGCCUGCAUGGGUGGCCGCUGCCUUCAUAUGGACCAGCUCCAGGACUUCAAUAUUCCACAGGCUGGUGGCUGGGGUCCCUGGGGACCAUGGGGUGACUGCUCUCGGAGCUGUGGGGGUGGAGUCCAGUUCUCCUCCCGGGACUGCACAAGGCCCGUCCCCCGGAAUGGUGGCAAGUACUGUGAGGGCCGCCGUACCCGCUUCCGCUCCUGCAACACUGAGGACUGCCCAACUGGCUCAGCAUUGACCUUCCGUGAGGAGCAGUGUGCUGCCUACAACCACCGCACUGACCUCUUCAAGAGCUUCCCAGGACCCAUGGACUGGGUUCCUCGCUACACAGGUGUGGCCCCUCGGGACCAGUGCAAACUUACCUGCCAGGCCCGGGCACUGGGCUACUACUACGUGCUGGAGCCACGGGUGGUUGACGGGACUCCCUGUUCUCCAGACAGCUCCUCAGUCUGUGUCCAGGGCCGCUGCAUCCAUGCUGGCUGUGACCGCAUCAUUGGCUCCAAAAAGAAGUUUGAUAAGUGCAUGGUGUGCGGCGGGGAUGGUUCUGGCUGCAGCAAGCAGUCAGGCUCCUUCAGAAAAUUCAGAUGUGGUACUACCUGGGGCAGCCAACUUGCGCUACAGUGGGGCCACUGCAGCCACAGAGACAUUGGCAGGCCAUGGGCCAUUGGCCCAGCCCUUGAUGCUGCAAGUACUGGUGGCUGGCAACCCCCAGAAUGCACGCCUCCGAUACAGCUUCUUCGUGCCCAGGCCAGCCCCUUCAACACCACGCCCCACUCCCCAGGACUGGCUGCACCGCAGGGCACAGAUUCUGGAGAUCCUCCGGCGGCGCCCCUGGGCGGGCAGAAAAUAACCUCACCAUCCCGGCUGCCCUUUCUGGGCACCGGGGCCUCGGAUUUAGCUGGGAGAAAGAGGAGGCUUCUGCAGCUGCCUCAUACUAAGACUCAGGAGAGAGAGGCUGUGGGGGUGAGACCUGACCCUCCUCUCUGCCCUAAUGCGCAGGCUGGCCCUGCUCUGGUUUCUUGCCCUGGGAGGCAGUGAUGGGUUGGUGCAUGGAAGGGGCUGGGAGACAGUCCCCUAUCUAAAUGCCCCCUCUGCCCUGCAGGUCACAGGAGGGAAGGGGAAGGCAGGGUGGGCUGGGGCCCCAGUUGUAUUUAUUUAGUAUUUAUUCUCUUUUAUUUAGCACCAGGGAAGGGGAUGAUGACUAGGGUCCUGGGUAAACUGACCCCCACCCCUCAUAGCCCUCACCCUGGCUAGGAAAUCUGGGGUGGUGGUGAUUGGCAUAAGUAAUCUGUGUGUGUUUGUGUGCAAGAAAAUGUGUGUGUGUGCUUAUGUAUGAGGUACAACCUGCCCUGUUUUCCUCUCCCUGAGUUUUAUUUUCUGGGAAAAGAAGGGUCAAGGGUGGGAUGGGCCUUCAGGGAGUGAGGGAUUAUCAUAUUUUUAAAAUAUAAAUUGAAUUCUCUAUUUAUGUGUUCCUUUUGGAGUCAGACAGAUGUGGGUUGCACCCUGGCUCCACAUCUCUGAGCAUUAGUUUUCUCAUUUGCCAAUAAUACCUCCCUUAGCAACUUUUUGUAAGUAUUAAAUAAUGUAAAUAAA
Molecule: messenger RNA, 3495 nt
Organism: Cynocephalus volans (Philippine flying lemur)
Lineage: Eukaryota; Metazoa; Chordata; Mammalia; Dermoptera; Cynocephalidae
Gene: ADAMTS4
Product: ADAM metallopeptidase with thrombospondin type 1 motif 4
Exons: 9
Coding region: 400-2940 (846 amino acids)
Biological process (GO): extracellular matrix organization; proteolysis
Cellular component (GO): extracellular matrix
Molecular function (GO): metalloendopeptidase activity
Source: RefSeq, a predicted model, not a curated record